AUGUCCGACUCCUACACCAGUUCUUCCUAUUACUACAGCUCUUCAAUCAACACGGACGAAGGCACGACCGCAGCCACUGGGCAUCGAUACUCUACUACUUCGCACACUGAUCCUGACGGCACCACUACCGUGCGUACAGCACACCAAGACUUGGGAGAAGCUCCGGUGGUUGAGGAGCGGCGCUAUGAUAGUACCGGCCAGGAAGAAUUAGCACUCCCUGGGCCGCCGGGGUCGUCUGCUGGUGGCGUGAGACGGAUUACGGAUCUUGAUGAGUAG
Messenger RNA from Penicillium longicatenatum, 276 nucleotides. RefSeq lists its product as uncharacterized. The transcript has a single exon. The coding region runs from base 1 to 276 and encodes 91 amino acids. Lineage: Eukaryota; Fungi; Ascomycota; Eurotiomycetes; Eurotiales; Aspergillaceae. The record is from RefSeq and is a predicted model, not a curated record.